GGCGACGGAACCAAUCGGGACUCGCGAGGGCAAAGCCGAGCCUUACCUGGGCCCAGGUGCACGCGUUUGGCAUCUCUCCGCGCGCGGGAUGGAUUCGGUCCCGGAGGCCUCGCCGGGAGUCCAGGCCGAGGCCAAUUUCCCGAAAGAACCGAUGGGAAGCCAAGUCCAGAGGACGGAGGAGCCGGCGAUCCCCGCGGAGGAGCGGCGGGCUGACAGCUCCGGGAGCAGCCGGAGCCCGGCCGGGCCCGGGAAGGAGCCGGAGGGCGCGGGCCAGGACCUCGCCGAGGACAAGUUGCCGUCGCCUCGCUCCGGGUCCCUGCGGGCGCAGCCGCUCAGCCUGGGCUACGGCGCCUUCCGCCGUCUGGGGUCCACCAGCCGGGAGCCGCCGUCGCCCAGCCCCAUGUCGGCCGAGCAGCCCCGGGAUGGCGAGGGGCCCGGGGCCGAGCUGCUGCCCCGGGCCGCCCCGGGCGAGCAGGCAUCGGGCACCUGGGCGCCGGUGGAGCUGCAGGUGGACGUGCGCGUGAAGCCGGUGGGUGCGCCGGGAGGCAGCCCCGCGCCCGCGCCCUCCACGCGCUUCCUCACCGUGCCGGUGCCGGAGUCGCCCGCCUUCUCCCGCCACGCCUCCCCGGCGCACCCCCUUCUGCAGCGGGCCGCGUCCCCGGGCGCCACGCGGGGCCGAGGCUCGCCGCUGGCUGCCUCCCUGACGGAGCGCGAUCGCCACGCCGAGGGCCAGGCCAGCCUCGCCGAGGAGCGCGAGGGCUCCCGGAGCUCUCCCACGUGCGGCUGCGGGGAGCCGGGGCUGGAAAAGGAGGACGCCUGGCUGCGGAGCGCCGGGAUGGACGGCCAGGAGCUGCCGCGGGCCAUCAAGCUCAUAGGGCUGCCCAUGUACAUAAAGUCCUUGCGCUGGGCGCUGGUGGUCCUGGCUGUGUUUCUGGCUGUCUGCACGGUCACCAUCGUGGUUUUGGCCUCUAGAGCAGAAGCCGUGUGCCAGCCGUGCCCUCCAGGCUGGAUGUGGUCUGAGGAGCGCUGUUUCUACCUCUCCGCCGAAGCGCAGGACUGGGCGGCCAGCCAGGCCUUCUGCGUGGCCCACAAUGCCACCCUGCCCCUGUUCAGUCACACCCAGGACUUGCUGAGCAGACACCCAUUUACCCAACGCUCCUGGGUGGGGGCUCAUCGAGGCCCCCACGGCUGGCACUGGAUCGAUGGGGUCCCCUUGCUGUCCCAGCUCCCAAAGGAAGACCUGGAGGAGCCGGAUCUCAGCUGCGGGGGACUGGAGGAAGGCAGGCUCGUGGCGCUCAACUGCAGCUCCCCCAGGCCCUGGGUGUGUGUCCGGGGGAAGCAGUGAUUUGGCUUCUGCCUGUGCUCAGCG
Molecule: messenger RNA, 1369 nt
Organism: Perognathus longimembris pacificus (Pacific pocket mouse)
Lineage: Eukaryota; Metazoa; Chordata; Mammalia; Rodentia; Heteromyidae
Gene: Klrg2
Product: killer cell lectin like receptor G2
Exons: 5
Coding region: 89-1345 (418 amino acids)
Source: RefSeq, a predicted model, not a curated record